Messenger RNA from Papilio polytes (common Mormon), 2185 nucleotides. Its product is annotated as glucose dehydrogenase [FAD, quinone]. Gene Ontology annotation, molecular function: flavin adenine dinucleotide binding; oxidoreductase activity, acting on CH-OH group of donors. The transcript has 5 exons. The record is from RefSeq and is a predicted model, not a curated record. Bases 226 to 2118 code for a protein of 630 amino acids. Lineage: Eukaryota; Metazoa; Arthropoda; Insecta; Lepidoptera; Papilionidae.
GAAAGUGCUCGUUGACAAAACUAUUCUCAAACCUGUCGAUUCUAGAAUGUACAUUGAGUAAAGUGUCUUAAAAAGUGUUCACAGCAUGUGUAGUGUUAGAAUUGUUACUGUAUAGAUUUAGAUCAGCAGUGAAAGUGUUAACAAUGUUAUAUUCAUCAACUCGACUGGAAGUGAAUGUCGACUAUCUGUGUUUUAUUAUGUGAAGUUUGUUUUUAGCGAGCGAACAUGAGUGCGAUAAUGAACGCGGCUGCUGACGUGAUCACCGGCUCUGCCAUUGCUGCCGCUGGCACUGAGGUGGCGUGGUUCAUUCCAAUGCUGGUGGCAGCAGUAGCAUACUACCAAUAUGACCAGACAGACCCUGAGGGCAGGCCGGCUGACGUGAGCGAUCACUUGCUGCCAGAAUAUGACUUCAUAAUCGUGGGAGCAGGGUCUGCCGGUGCUGUACUCGCAAACAGACUUUCCGAAAUCGGUCACUGGAAAGUCCUUUUAUUAGAAGCCGGUGGAGAUGAGACGGAGAUAUCGGAUGUACCGCUCCUUGCGGGAUAUUUGCAGCUCAGUAAAUUAGAUUGGAAGUAUAAAACUGAACCCCAAGGAACCUCUUGCUUAGCAAUGGAGGACGGGAGGUGCAAUUGGCCGCGCGGAAAGGUCUUAGGAGGCAGUUCAGUACUAAACUACAUGCUGUAUCUACGAGGUAAUAGAAAAGACUACGACAAUUGGGAGGCUAUGGGAAACAAAGGAUGGAGUUACAAGGACGUAUUGUAUUACUUCAAGAAAUCCGAGGACAAUCAAAACCCUUACUUGACCCAAACGCCCUAUCAUAGUACAGGAGGGUAUUUGACAGUCGCCGAGGCGCCUUAUCACACGCCACUAGUAUCUAGUUUCAUAGAAGGUGGUUUAGAAAUGGGAUAUUUAAAUAGAGACAUCAACGGUGAGAACCAAACGGGCUUUAUGGUGGCCCAAGGGACAGUCCGUCGCGGAAGCCGAUGUUCCACAGCAAAAGCUUUUCUCCGACCUGCAAAGGACCGUAACAAUUUGCACAUAGCGAUGCAUUCAUUUGUGACAAAGGUUCUCAUAGAUCCACGAACUAAGAUAGCCUUCGGUGUUGAAUUUGUUCGUAAUAAAAUGGUACAUCGUGUCAGAGCUCGCAAGGAGGUCAUUUUAUCAGCCGGGACAAUAAACUCUGCACAAUUACUAAUGUUAUCUGGUAUCGGUCCGGCGGAGGAAUUAAAAAAGCAUAGGAUUCCUAUUAUACAAAAUCUGAGAGUUGGAAGAAAUUUACAAGAUCAUAUCGGUGCAGGCGGUUUAACAUUUAUGGUCAAUAAGAAAAUAUCUAUAGUAGAACAUCGUCUACACACAGUCAGCACAUUAAUGGAGUAUGCUGUCUUAGGUAAAGGACCUUUGACUAUAAUGGGUGGUGUAGAAGGCUUAGCUUUCGUUAAUACAAAGUAUGCGAACGCGUCAGACGAUUUCCCUGAUAUAGAAUUCCAUUUCAUAUCAGGUUCCACAAACUCUGAUGGCGGGGAGCAGUUACGUAAAGUUCACGGCCUCACUGAUGAAUUCUAUGACGCAGUAUUCCGUCCGAUAAACAACAUGGACGUGUGGAGCAUAAUCCCUAUGCUGUUACGACCAAAGAGUAAAGGAUUCAUACAAUUACGAAGCUCAAGCCCGUACGACUAUCCUUAUAUCUACCCAAACUAUUUGACUGAUGAUGGAGAUGUUAAAACAUUGAUAGAGGGCGUUAAGAUCGCUGUCGCCUUAUCUAGAACCAAAGCGUUUCAAAGACAUGGAUCGGUAUUGAACAAACACGUGUUUCCUGCAUGUGCGGAUUUACAAAGAUAUAGUGACGAAUACUGGGAAUGUAUGAUAAGGCAGUACACUUGUACGAUAUAUCAUCCAGUGGGUACUGCUAAAAUGGGACCUUAUUGGGACCCUGAAGCAGUGGUAGACCACGAGCUAAGAGUGUACGGGGUAAAAGGCUUACGCGUUAUAGAUGGGAGUAUAAUGCCGUCAUUAGUCAGUGGUAAUACAAAUGCUCCCAUCAUUAUGAUCGGAGAGAAAGGUAGCGAUAUGAUAAAGCAGUUCUGGCUUCGUAGAAGAAUAUCUAGAUAUUACGCCUGAUGCAUAAGAUAUGUAAAUCAGUAUUCAACAGUAUUAUGUAAUAAUCGAUGUAAAUAAUUUAUUUAAU